Spirodela intermedia is the source of this 1675-nucleotide messenger RNA. The record is from the annotation of a GenBank genome assembly. NCBI's taxonomy places the organism in Eukaryota, Viridiplantae, Streptophyta, Magnoliopsida, Alismatales, Araceae.
AUGAAUUUAGAGAUUCUAUCAUUGGUUUCUCAAGACACGUGGAAAAUUAUCUCUCAUUCAAUCGAUGUUAAUAUUGUGGCAUGCAAGUGGGUCUUCACACUAAAGUACAAACCAAAUGGCUCCAUCUUUCACCACAAAACUCAUUUGGUUGCCCAUAGCUUCACUCAAACCUAUGGCAUUAAUUACAUGAAGACAUUUUCCCAUGUAGUUUGGAUGAACUCUAUUUGAGUUCUUUUUUCCUUGGCAGUGCAUCAUGACUGAUCACUUCACCAAUUAGACGUGUUUGAUGUCUUCUUCUAUAGUGACUUGGAUGAGCAGAUGUCAUGGCCACCUACUUGUUGAAGCCCACUCAUAUGUUAGGUAUGCUAGUGACAAAGGAGAUCAAAAGUCGACGACUAACUACUACACGUAUGUUGGUGGCAAUUUAGUCAUUUAACGCUCUUGAAAGUAAAAGAUAAUAUCUUGUUCUAGUAUAGAAGCCGAAUAUCGUGCUAUGAUUGAGACAACAUUUGAGAUAAUAUGACUUCACUUUCUUCUAGAGAGCUUAGGUGUCACUCCUCAGACACCUAUACUUAUGUACUGUGACAAUCAAGUAGCAAUCUUUAUUGAUAAGAAUCUCACAUUCCACGAAUAAACCAAGUAUAUUGAGAUUGAUUGUCACUACAUAUAGGACAAGGUUCUAACAGAGGUUAUCUCCACACCACAUACCACUUCAUUCAACCAACUAGUAGAUAUCUUCGUCAAGAGCCUUAUAGGAGUGUCUUAUAAUGUUAUAUAUAUUAAUAUGGGCAUAUUUAACUUAUAUGUUCUAACUUGAGGGGGAGUAUUUAGACAUCUUCCUUUAUAUGACCUACAUAGGCUCAUUAUCUCUCUCUCUUCUCUCACUUAUAUAAACAUAUUUAUGUCUUCAUUUAAAGUAAAUCUAAUCUUAAGGUUUAACCUUUCUCGUCAAUAAUAAUAAAAGAGAUAGAAAAAAAAUACUAAUCAAGAGGAUUUUGUAAUUACAACAAGGUGACUUUUAAAUAGGUUGACAAUCAAUUAAGACACGAAAAAUUUAGUCAAUUUAAAAAAUAAAUUCAACUUUAAAAAAAAAGUAAGUUACUAACAAUUUGAUUAUUCAUGCACAAUAUUUGAAAUUUCUGAUUUUUGACCUUUUUUAAGUAUUCUAAUUUUUGUAGUCCAUGUUUUACAUUUUUGAAAUUGUUGGAUUAUUGAUAAGUUUUCAUUAUCAUGAGUUAAUAAUUAGUUAAUAAUAUAGUUUUAGUCUUAACUCAUGAUAAAUAGACUUAUAUUUGUGUUAAAUUGUGAAAAGUGGUUUUCAAUUGAUUAAUGUAGAUUUUUGGCUAACUAUGUGUUUCUUUAUAAAUUUAUAUGAUUUUUAUAGUCUUAUUUUUGAGAUAAAUGAAGAAAAAGAAAUUAAAAUAAAAAUAUAGCCAAACGGGGGGACUCGUUGGCCAGCCGAGCUCACAAGUAGGUCGAAAGUGCAGUCAAGGGGAGCCACGAGUAGAGGCUCGAGUGGCUAGGAUAGAUGGGUGCACAUGUGCACCACUCCCCUUCCACGUCACUGGUGGCCAGCCGACUGUGGGGCAAGAAGCGGUUGUACACACAGGAGAAAGGGACUCAUUACUUCCAAAUGUGGUAUUACUAUAUAUUCGCCCAAAAUGUCAUUGCAUAA